UACGUGACGCGUGUGUGUAGUGGCCUUAUUUUGUUACUUUUUAAAAAGUGUGUGAAAAUGUUGCGUAAGUGCGUGGCUUUGGCGGCAUUGGGGUGUGUUUUGGCGGGACCCGCUCCUAGGGCGCAGCAUCAGCAGUAUCAAGUUCAACAACAGGAACAGCCAGAAAUCCCACCACACCUCCUGAGACAGUACUUGGCACAACAAGCACCGGCGCAGACGCAGGUCAUAGCCCGCCCACAACCAGCACCCGCUAGACUGCCAUACCAAGUACAAGCCGAGCCUCAGUACCAGCAGUACCAACCAGCGCCUCAGCAGUACAGACCCGCACCUCAACCUCAACCUCAGUACAGACCUCAACCUGCUCAGUACCAGCCCGCGAGACAACAGGACGCCCGCGAGCCUGAAGACUACGAUCCUCACCCAUCCUACCAGUUCGGUUUCGACGUGAACGACGAUCAGUACACCAACUACCAAAACAGGAAAGAACAGAGAGACGGUGACGUCAUCAAGGGCUCGUACUCCGUCGUGGACAGCGAUGGGUUCAUCAGGACCGUGACGUAUACUGCUGACCCUAAGGAAGGCUUCAAGGCUGAGGUAUCCCGACAGCCCACCGACAUCGUGGUAAAGAUCCCCACGCCGAAACCUCAGCUGCAGAGCCUCCAGCCUCAACCCCAGCACCAGCACCAGCAGCACCAGCAGCAACACCAGCAGCAACAGCAGCAGCCGCAGUACUACCGUUACCAACAGUAA
Messenger RNA from Cydia amplana, 750 nucleotides. It is a transcript of the gene Cpr66D, whose product is annotated as cuticle protein 19.8. Gene Ontology annotation, cellular component: extracellular matrix. Lineage: Eukaryota; Metazoa; Arthropoda; Insecta; Lepidoptera; Tortricidae. The coding region runs from base 58 to 750 and encodes 230 amino acids. The transcript has 5 exons. The record is from RefSeq and is a predicted model, not a curated record.